This is a messenger RNA of Archocentrus centrarchus (flier cichlid), 1592 nucleotides long. It is a transcript of the gene spag7, whose product is annotated as sperm associated antigen 7. Lineage: Eukaryota; Metazoa; Chordata; Actinopteri; Cichliformes; Cichlidae. Gene Ontology annotation, molecular function: nucleic acid binding. The record is from RefSeq and is a predicted model, not a curated record.
AUGGCGGACCUCCUCGGUUCAAUCUUAAACUCGAUGGAAAAACCUCCAACAGUCGGCGACCAGGGCCGACGAAAGGCUCGAGAGCAAGCAGCAAGACUCAAGAAGAUGGAGGAAGAGGAGAAAAGAAAGACAGAGUUCAGGAAGAAGAUGGAGAAAGAGGUGUCGGAUUUCAUCCAAGACAGUUCACAACAGAAAAGAAAAUAUAAUCCCAUGGGAAAGAUUGAAAGGAGUAUAUUGCAUGAUGUUGCAGAAGUGCUGGUUUGACGUCUUUUUCUUUUGGGGGAGGAUGAAGAGAGCCGUUACGUCAUGCUUUUCAAGAAGGAGUUUGCUCCAUCAGAUGAGGAGCUGGAAGCCUAUCGUAAGGGGGAGGAGUGGGAUCCCCAGCUGGCAGAACAGCGGCGCAGACUUAAAGAACAGGCUGCACUGGAACAAGCAGCAUCCAGCCAGACAGAAAAGUCGCAAGCAUGCCCCAACUCCAACUACAGAGACAAGUACAGUCACCUGAUUGGCACUUCAGCUGCAAAAGAUGCUGCACAUACACUUGAGGCUAACAGGGCUUACGGCUGCGUGCCGGUGGCCAACAAGAGGGACACUCGCUCCAUAGAAGAAGCCAUGAAUGAAAUCAGAGCAAAGAAACGGCAGAAGCGAGAGGACGACACGGGGGCGCGGAGCAGCAGUUCAUGAGUCUCCAGCACUUCUGCUGUCUGUCUGUCUGCUGUUUGUGUGUGCGUGUGCGAGCACAUAAGUGCAUCUGGUGUUCUCAUUCAUCCUAAAUGCAAUAUCCUGUACAUCAGACAUAUAAAAGUUUAAGUUAUGUAACGGGCCUUGAAGCAAGUGUUUUAUGACGCUCUGUGACCAAGACCGCUUGCUUACUGGAGGAUGUUCAAGUGUGUGAGCCAGGAGCUGGGUUGUUUAACACGUUUAACAGUUAGCUGCGCGCUUCUGUUAAGUAUUCACACACACAUUUGGACCAUUACAGUGUAAGAAACAUGUUGUCUGGGGUUCAGGUACAUAAAAACACCCGAAAACAUCAUGAUUUAAUUAAAAAAUUUUUUUAGCUGGUUGAACCAUGGCUGUGCAGGAUGACGUUUUAAAAAAUUUUGGUAGGUGUAGUUGAGAUCUCCACUGACAGUGUGCAGAAUAUCCAGUGCAAUUUUUAAAACCGUAAUCUCGUGUGUUUUAGCAAGUUUGUUGAAUUUUUCUUUUGUCUCAACCUCUUUCAGAACUUUAUAAGGUGGAAGCGUACCAUUCGGUCUGUCAUAGGAGAAAACCCUUUUUUAGAUAUUGCAGUUUUGUUUCUUUCUGUAAAUCUGCACUGAUGGUGUAUUAUUCUGUAACUCCAAUGUAAAUGUUUUAUUAUAAAGCCAUGGGAUUGCUUACAAAAGGCAUCAUAAUAGGAGUUAGGAGUACCAGAUUUCUUGUUAGGAUAUUCUUCUCUCAGUUAUUUUUUUUCUAUUUUAUUCCAUGUCUUUUGUUUGUCAUAAACAAGCACUGAGUCGAGCAGUACUUUCCUGCAUCUUAGUGUCUCUUUUAACAUGGUUGUAUGUUUUAUCCCCACAUGUAUUAAUAAACGGAGAAAAGUAUUGCAUUUU